UGGCGUCACGCGGCGCGCCGGGGCGGGCCGGGCGCCAUGAGCGGGGCAAGCCCCGCGUCCCCCGGCCGGAGCGGGUCUGCCCUGCAGCUGCCCUUACCCCUGUCUCUGUCGCUGAGUGGCGACAGGAAGCGGGAGGUGCCGGCGGCGGGCACCUUGCUUCAGCCCAUCAUCAAGGAUGUUGGGGAAAUCUAUUCAAGACUCCUGGAUCACAGACCUGUAAUUCAAGGAGAAAUACGUUACUUUGUUAAAGAAUUUGAAGAGAAACGUGGCCUCCGAGAACUACGAGUACUUGAAAACCUAAAGAAAACCAUCUUUGAAACAAAUGAAAACAUUCUUCCUAAGUGUGAGCAGUCAAUGCAUGACAGUCUCAAUGAAGUAUUCCAGAGAUUGCAAGCUGCCAAUGAUAUGAUCCACAAAGUACAAGAGAAGGAGCAUGAACAGAGGAAGAUUCAGGCUGACAAGCUCAUAGCUGCUGAAGAGAAGCGCGUCGCUCAGCGGGAGACGUUCCUGAAAGAACAACAGAACAAGAGAGAAGAGGUGGAUGAAGAGCACAGAAAAGCCACGGAGCGCCUCAGAGAGCAGUAUUCUGAGAUGGAGAAGGAACUGGCCAAAUAUGUUUCUUUCUAAGACCUUUCUGUUCUUGUAUUGCUGGUUUUGUGCCAAUAUUCAAUUGCUUCUGAAUUAAGUCGAGAUUCUUUCUGAAAGCUGAACCAAGUAAGAUAAAAGGAGAAUCUCCUCCACAUGUUUGGUAUGGGAAGAAAAGUUUUGCAUACUUUCAACUUAAGUGCCUAUCUUUGUUAAGGGCAAGUGGAAUGCCAGUGUUUGGAAGGUGGAACUGGAAAUUACAUUGUGUGACUACAUCAGCUCAGGGAGUUGCAGAUUGGAAUUCUCUUCAAUUUGCAUAGUAUAUCAUAUCAUUUGGGAAAAUAGAGCCUAAUGUCAUGUUAACUAUACUGCUGUGCUGCCACAGCCCUUUCCCAAAAAGUAGGUGUAGUAGGUUCCGUCCAUAGUUAGUUGAGAAUUCACUGGGAAAACUGUAAGUUCUUUUUAUAAAUUUCAGGAAAACCAACUUGUUUUAAAGUAUAGAGUUUGAAAUUUCAGUGGUGAAAAAUCUCAGCACAGUUCUAAAUCCAGCUACAAUUCCAACUCAUGUUUUCUGUGGUCAUUAUUUUGAAGUAGAAUGAGAUUUAAAUGUUUUUUGCUAACGUAGAAAUGGUGAAUGAGCUUGAACAAGAAAUCUUCUGUCCCUGUAAGUAUUUCAGACCUCUUAUCAACUCUACCGUUCUAAGCAAAGCCAAAACAAGCUCAGUACUAAUCACAAGAAACAUAUCUUUGUAUUAGCUUUUUAGCUAAUACAGUAUCUACCUUAAAUAUUUGACAUGCUGUUCAUUUACUUAAGAUAAAAUUUUGAGAACUUUAUAAAGCAAUUGAGAAAAGAUUUUUUGUGUGUUUUUCUGCCUAGCAAACAUGAGCAGGUUAUUGGUAAAAUGCUUGUAGUCCUGAUCUUUCUCCUUACUAACCUUUAUUCAUAAGGAGCAUGUGAAGCUCCUUCACUGCUUUGCUUUAUUUAAAACUUGCAUUUAACAGCAGUGUAACUGAAGAAGUUAACAUAAUCAGUUCAUUAACUAAGCAAAAUGAGACAUAGUACUUUAAUGAAAUUUGCUGCAAGCUAACCGGUAAUACAGGAAAUAUCUUUCCGUAAUUUAACUGGUGUCCAAUAUAGAAUGGAAAUAGGUAAAAAUAAACAGAAUUUACCCUUUACCUGUAUUGCAAUAGUAAUAUGCCAACAACGGUUGCUUGUCUAAUUUUAUGGCUCGGUGUCAAGACUCCAGUCCUGGCAGCACAUUGAUAGCGUGAUUAAAGUUAGCAGAGGAGAUGGAAUAAGUAUUUGAGAUUUCUUUCAAUAACACUGAAUUCCUGCCAAGCAGCUCUGCCCACUACUGUAGGCACGACAGAUUCAUCAAUCAUCAUCGUGCGUCUGGACUGAAGAGAGAACUUGUCGACAGUGGGGUGUGCUGGAAUGUUGUUAAUUCUCUGUUGUGGAUGGGAAAAACACAGAUGUCUCGCAGGUAUCUCCCACCUGAAAAACAGAGAGGUUUCCUUAAGAACAACCCCUCUUUGAACAGAAAGUGAUCUCUGUGAUAUUUCUCAGCUUAUGCACCUGCUUAUGAUUGUUAUAACUAAGCUCUUCUAUUUAAAAAUCCCCUGCCUGUCUUUAGAAUUGGGUGCGGAAUCGUUUUUCUUUGUUCUAAGGACAAUCUCAAAAAGGCUUCUCUCUUACCAGAUUCCUUAACUGUGCUCAAAGCCCAAAUAUCUUUAUAACAAAAUGCAUUUAAUUGUAUACUGAAUUCAUUUUAUUUUUGCACUGAUGGUUUUUAUUACGACUUCAAUACCUAAUUAACUGCACUGGAGCUGUACCUUUUAGUACUUUGUCAAUUUGAGGGCUCUUAAGCAAUGAUACAAGUUGCAAGUUGAAUGUCCACUGGAAAAUAAAGAAGUAUUUCCAAAAA
Molecule: messenger RNA, 2510 nt
Organism: Meleagris gallopavo (turkey)
Lineage: Eukaryota; Metazoa; Chordata; Aves; Galliformes; Phasianidae
Gene: BLOC1S5
Product: biogenesis of lysosomal organelles complex 1 subunit 5
Cellular component (GO): BLOC-1 complex; transport vesicle
Source: RefSeq, a predicted model, not a curated record